AUGAGUAUUGACCAUGCUAAUGGAACACUCACCAAGGUCCCUACCAUCAAGUUCACCAAACUAUUCAUCAAUGGAGAUUUCGUUGAAUCACUUUCAGGGAAGAGUUUUGAGACAAUAGAUCCAAGAACAGGAGAUGUUAUAGCAAGAAUCAGUGAAGCGACCAAAGAAGACAUUGAUGUUGCUGUAAAGGCAGCACGUCAUGCGUUUGACUCAGGUCCAUGGCCUCGCCUGUCCGGCACUGAAAGAGCAAAAAUAAUGAUGAAAUUUGCGAACCUUAUUGAUGAAAACAUACAAGAGCUAGCAGCACUUGAUGCCAUUGAUGCAGGAAAGUUGUACCAUAUGUGUAAGGCUUUUGAAAUUCCCUCUGCAGCAAAUACGCUACGUUACUAUGCAGGUGCAGCUGAUAAAAUUCAUGGUGAGGUUAGCCCUUGUUUAGCUGCUGGAUGCACCAUGGUCCUUAAACCUGCCGAACAAACUCCUCUCUCCGCUUUGUUUUAUGCUCAUCUAGCUAAACUGGCUGGAAUCCCGGACGGAGUGUUGAAUGUAGUACCCGGAUUUGGAGAAAUUGCUGGUGCUGCAAUUAGCUCACACAUGGACAUUGAUGCGGUAAGCUUUACUGGUUCAACACAAACCGGUCGUAAGAUAAUGGAAGCUGCAGCAAAGAGUAACUUGAAACAAGUUUCACUUGAAUUAGGAGGCAAGUCACCACUCAUAAUUUUUGAUGAUGCUGAUAUUGAAAAAGCUACCGAACUUGCUCUUAUAGGCAUCUUAUUCAACAAGGGAGAAGUGUGUGCUGCAAGUUCCCGCGUGUUUGUUCAAGAAGGAAUCUAUGAAGAAUUCGAGAAAAAAUUGGUAGGAAAAGCAAAAGCUUGGGUCGUUGGGGACAAUUUUGAUCCUAAUGUUCAACAAGGACCUCAAGUUGACAAGAAACAAUUUGAAAAAAUUCUUUCAUAUAUAGAACAUGGAAAAAGGGAAGGAGCUACCCUUUUGACUGGUGGUAAAACAAUUGGGAACAAAGGAUACUACAUUGAGCCAACAAUUUUCUCCAAUAUAAAGGAUGAUAUGCUUAUAGCACAGGAUGAAAUAUUUGGUCCUCUGUUGGCGCUGAAAAAGUUCAAGACUAUUGAGGAAGCAAUUAAGAGUGCUAAUAAUACAAGAUAUGGAUUAGCGGCCGGUAUUGUGACAAAGAAUUUGGAUAUAGCAAACACUGUGUCAAGAUCCAUUCGCGCAGGCACUAUUUGGAUAAACUGUUAUUUUGCUUUUGGAGAUGAUAUUCCUUUUGGAGGAUAUAAAAUGAGUGGAUUUGGAAGAGAAUAUGGAUUGGAAGCAAUUCAUAAGUAUUUACAAGUUAAAUCUGUUGUUACUCCCAUUUAUAAUUCUCCAUGGCUAUGA
This is a messenger RNA of Vicia faba (fava bean), 1392 nucleotides long. The record is from the annotation of a GenBank genome assembly. NCBI's taxonomy places the organism in Eukaryota, Viridiplantae, Streptophyta, Magnoliopsida, Fabales, Fabaceae.